AGAUCCCCUUUGUCCUCAGUGCCCAGCCAGCGACACUCAUGGCGGCUGCACCCGUCAGACAGCGCUCCGGGCCAGGGGGACCCCGGGCGCAGCUCCCGCCCUGCUACUACGAAGGAUACCUGGAGAAGCGCGGACCGAAAGAAAAGGCAUCCAGACGACUGUGGACCUGUCUCUGCGGGAAUUCUUUGUAUUUCUUCAAUAAUGCCAAGGACACUCAUUAUGUGGAGAAGCUGGACCUGAGUGGAUUUGUGUCCCUCAAGGACGACUGCAGCCGGGACAGAAACCUGGAGGCGGCCAGACUCAUCCUGCGCAUGAAGGACGGGGAAACCAAACUGACAGCACCCAACUUAGAAUCAAGGGAGCUGUGGAAAGGUUUCCUCUACUCUGUCAUCGAUCUCAAUGUACCGUCCUGUCUCACGUUGCUGCCGGGCCAACUGCAGAUGCUGAAGGAGGUGGUGGACAAAGAAAGGUCCAGACGGAGAACUCGUACUCCCACACGCGCUCCUCCUUCACCGCUCUCCGUGCCUUUAGUAGGAGAGAUCCCACCGUGCUUUCGACCAGUGUCCCGAACAGAGGCUGAAGUCCUUCUAGAGAGACACCCAGACUGCGGCAACAUGUUGAUCCGUCCAGGCAGAGAUGGAUGCUCGCUAGCUGUUACUACUCGCCAAGACCUCAAUGGGUCGGUGUUCAGACAUUACCGCGUGACCCAGAGGGACCAAGGUGGUUAUGUCAUUGAUGUAGAAAAUCCUAUUCCCUGUGCUACACUCCAUGAGGUCAUCGAUGCCCUGGUAGAGAAGACGGCAGGUACUCUACAACCUUUCCUACUCGAGGAGCCGUAUGAGGAGAAUAUCACAUAUGUUUCCGCCAAUGAUGAAAAUGGAGAAAGGAUCCUCCACACUGCCCCUUCCAGCCCCCUGCCAAAGGCUCCUGCCCUGCCUCCAAAACAAGAUCGUUGGUCCAGCAGUCCCCUGUCCAGGUCGCCCGCCUCAGACCGCCGUAUCCUGACCUCAUCAGUGCCGGCCUCGCCCACCAACCCAAUGAGGCGACUCAUUCUCUCCCCAUCGCCUCUUGCACAGACGCUCAAUGAAGAACUCAAAAUGAAGCUGGAGAAGAGACGAGCCAGUCAGGAGUGACGUAACUCACAAGGAACAACUUCCUGUCACAGAGUACUCAAUCUUCAGUGCCAGACACCUUCUCACCGCAGCUAUGUACUCAUCCUGUGCCUUCUAGGUGGAAGACGAGGGACUACAAAUGCCGCCACUUUCUUUUAGUGCUUUGUCCACAUGCAUACGGCUGUUUACAAACUGCCUCUGAGCAAAAAAUAGGCCUACAGCAAAUGAUUUUCCUUCAGAAUAUAAUCCACAAAAACACUGAAUCAGUAUAACUGGCAGCUACAACCUGUCGGGGAAGCGCUGACACGUACCGGACAACCAACUGAGCCUGAUGUUUUCCUGUCUGAACCCAUGUCUGUGUGCUGAGCUGCUGAUGUUACUGCUGCGCCUGAGACACUUUAUCCAGGCACACUAGGUUUCAGCUCAGUAAUUCUCCUCGUCCACGUCAUUACAUGUUACAUGACUGAAAAAAAGAACAUUUAAAAAAAAUCGUCUGAAAAGCGAAGCAUGCACAAUCUCUACCUGCGGCUAUCUGUGAUUGAUAAGCAACUAUUAAUUUGUUAUUGAUUCAGUGACACUGCUGUGGUUCAUUUAAAACCCAAUUUAAACUGUAUUGUUGGUGCGUAUUUUAAAGUGUUUCCUUAUAAUCUGCUACUGUGUAUGUGCUACUGUAUGGUGCUAUGACUCACCAGUGCUCAGACCUGCCUGGAGAGUCCAGGUGAUUUCUGUUCCUCUUGAAGAAAAUCGAUCUACUGUAUGUGAGGGGGCCCUCUAGUGGAAUGGCUGUCAACUAAAGGGACAGAGCCCUUACUAUCAACCCAAAGUCUUUGGGUAUUAACACAAGUGCCAGACAUUUGGAAUAGAGCAACCCUUUAUGUUGCAGACUGAACCUGGCAAAGGCUUUUUUAUCACAGUAAUACACCACGCCACCUGUCUUUUCCUUUGGUAACAACAUUAUAAUCUAUUACAGAUCUGAGGGUGUUACAACAAUAACAAUUUUUUUUUUGUUUACAUUUCUGUGAAUUGGCCAGUCCUUGCAGAUUGGAAGUGUCUGAAUACUAGUGGCAAACUGUGAUCAACGGACUCAUAAGUGUCUUCUUACAGUGAACAGUUUCUUGUAUGUUUGUACAAUAUGUGAUGUGUCCACUUGAUCAACAUCAAAGAACAGUAUUUGUUAGAUAUCGAGGGUAUUAAAUUUGUCUUGCAUGGAUCUUAGUCCUUCCUCAGUGUGAAUUGAUAGCUUUUGCUUUCUCAAAAAGGGACCACUUCCUUUUGGAAAGUGGCAGGCCCCUAGGAGCAAGUCUUCAGUUGAAAAGUACAACCUUCCUGUGACAACAGGAGAUUGAGGAAAGUAGAUGAUAAUGUAAUAAAUCAUAAUACAUUUUUUGUUUGUUUGUUUGUUUUAGCAUGGAAGGGACUUUAUUUUUAGUUUUUUAUAUUCUCUCAGUUUAGAUAACCUUCCUUGAUUCUAUACACUUAAAACAUACAUUUAUUUUCAUCAUGUUUA
Molecule: messenger RNA, 2619 nt
Organism: Xiphias gladius (swordfish)
Lineage: Eukaryota; Metazoa; Chordata; Actinopteri; Istiophoriformes; Xiphiidae
Gene: stap2a
Product: signal transducing adaptor family member 2a
Exons: 11
Coding region: 39-1133 (364 amino acids)
Molecular function (GO): signaling adaptor activity
Source: RefSeq, a predicted model, not a curated record